Fundulus heteroclitus (mummichog) is the source of this 2383-nucleotide messenger RNA. RefSeq names its product CPD photolyase (gene cpdp). The transcript is spliced from 10 exons. Gene Ontology annotation, biological process: photoreactive repair. Lineage: Eukaryota; Metazoa; Chordata; Actinopteri; Cyprinodontiformes; Fundulidae. The record is from RefSeq and is a predicted model, not a curated record. Gene Ontology annotation, molecular function: deoxyribodipyrimidine photo-lyase activity. Bases 232 to 2007 code for a protein of 591 amino acids.
AAGGAUGGCGAAUAUAUACACAAAUAGUUGCCAUACCGAAUGACCGCCUGCGGUCGUCAGAGACGCAUGAUGGGAAGUGUAGUCAAAUCAAAAGAAAACAGUGUUACGAAAGCUGCCGCGCGCCGACGUGCUCAUGUAAGCGGUUGUGUAAAGAGGAGGUAGUGUGUUUCUUCCCUACAUUACAUGACGGACUGCAGCCAGAGCCGGCCACCCUGAACGCCUCCGCCGUGCAUGCUGCUCGCUGCGUGGAGAAGGCCGUCUUCUAUUUCCAGGUUCACUGCUGCCUUUACCGGCGGGUGCCCAAAGUUUCCUCCGCGCCCUCCCUGCGGCUCAUCUCCCUCCGCUGCACGGAGCCCACUGCCGAGGCUCGCCCAACUCCACGGUCGGGCUCCCGGAUCGAGCCUCUUCUUCUUCUUCUUCUUCUUCUUCUCCCUCCCUUCCACCAGCUCGUUCUCCGGCUCCGGCUCAGCCACCAUGGCGGAGAAAAAACGCAAAGCGUCGUCCACCGCAGGCGGCAAGGAGCCCGGCACCAAGCGGCCAAAGCUGGAGAAGGAGAAGGAGAAGGAGGAGAAGGCUGCGGGCUGGCUGCAGAGCCUGGUGAAGCAGCAGAGGGAGGACAAGAAGGACAUGAAGUUCAACAAGAAGCGCCAGCGGGUUCUCAGCGACGCCGCCAAGAUCAAGCAGGGCUCGGAGGGGGUGCUGUACUGGAUGCUGAGAGACCAGAGGGUGCAAGACAACUGGGCCCUGAUCCGUGCCCAGCAGCUGGCUGCAAAGGAGGAGCUCCCCCUGCACGUCUGUUUCUGCCUGCUGGUGCCUAAAUCCCCGCUGUCCACGCUGAGACAUUAUGCCUUCCUGCUCAAGGGACUGCAAGAAGUCGCAAAGGAGUGCAAACGGCUGAACGUCCAGUUCCACCUGCUGCACGGGGCUCCAGGAGAAGUGCUGCCUGGCUUCGUGUCUGAUCAGGGUUUCGGGGCCGUGGUGACUGACUUCUCUCCCCUCAGAGAGCCCCAGCAGUGGCUGAAGGAUGUCAAAAAGAAGCUUUCAAAGGACACCCCCCUCAUCCAGGUUGAUGCCCAUAAUAUUGUUCCCUGCUGGGUAGCUUCACCCAAGCUGGAGUACUCUGCCAGAACCAUCAGAGGAAAAAUAACCAACCUCCUGCCUGAGUUCCUCACGGAUUUUCCCGUUAUAGAGCCACACCCUCACACCGCUACGAGAACCGCCAAACCUGUGGACUGGGAGAAAACGCUGGCUUCCCUGGAUGUGGACAGAACAGUAGGAGAACCGCAGUGGGCCAAGCCAGGCUCCGACGCAGGGAUGGCCAUGUUGGAGUCCUUCAUUGAUGUCCGCCUGAAGCUGUUCGCCACCCAGCGCAACGACCCCAACAUGGCCGCCCUCAGCCAGCUCUCCCCCUGGAUCCGCUUCGGCCAGCUUUCAGCCCAGCGUGUGGCGCUGCAGGUCCGGCGCUGCGGGAAAAACGCCAGCGAGUCCGUGGCCCCCUUCAUCGAGGAGCUGGUGGUGCGCAGGGAGCUGACCGACAACUUCUGCUUCUACAACGAGAAGUACGACAAAGUGGAAGGGGCUUAUGAGUGGGCUCAGAAGACCCUGAGAGAUCACGCCAAAGACAAGAGGGAGUACCUUUACACACGGGAGCAGCUGGAGAAAGCACAAACGCACGACAAGCUGUGGAACGGAGCUCAGUACCAGAUGGUAACAGAGGGAAAGAUGCAUGGCUUCUUGAGGAUGUACUGGGCCAAGAAAAUCCUGGAGUGGACUCGGUCACCAGAGGAGGCGCUCUCCAUCGCCCUGUACCUGAACGACCGCUACGAGCUGGAUGGUCAGGACCCUAACGGCUUUGUCGGUUGCAUGUGGUCCAUCUGCGGCAUCCACGACCAGGGCUGGGCUGAGAGACCCGUCUUCGGAAAGAUCCGCUACAUGAACUACAAAGGCUGCCUUCGGAAGUUCAACGUAGCUCAGUUUGAGAAAAAGUACUGUCCCAAGAAGCCCUGAAGCAUGCUGUGCUGGAAAUGGAUAUAGAGAAAAUUGAUGAGCUCCAUCUUCUAUAUUUUGCCUCAGGGAGCAUUGUUUUAUGUCUUUUUUUAGUAGUGGAUGUUUAUUCUUGUAUUUGUCUCUGAAGAUAUUCAGUAUAUUAUGUUGGGCCUUUUUAUUUUCUAUUUAACUGCACUUAUCAAAACUGUAAACUGUUGUGCAGUAUCUUCUUUUUUUUCUAUACAUAUUAAUUUUAGGUGUUCCAGAAAUGUGUUUCUACAAGGUUUUGAUGCUGCCUUUGGAUUCACUGUUACAACAAUCCUGUUGCUCUUUUUAAGCUGUAUUUUCAGGCGUGUAAGAUUCUGUUUUUUUUAUAAAUGGAUUAACUCCAGACAGA